CAUUCCCAUGAACCAAACAUGGGAAUUACCGUAGAUUGGGAUUAAUUUUCCCAAUCCCACCCUCAAUUCCCACUUACCAAACAUCCUCUUAGAGGCACGUGGAGCUUUCAACAAUCGCCGGAUAUUUAAGCCACAACUUCGUCGCCCGUCAAAACACCAAUGUCCUAAAACUCCACUCUAAAACUCUUAUGCUCAUCAAAUUCCAACCCUAAAACUCUUGCCAAUUUCGAUUACCAUAACAAAGUUUCAAUUUUUAGGGUAAUUAUCAAGUUUUCAGCAAAAUUUAAGAGAUGAGAAGAAGAAAUCAACAUGGAGAUUUUUAUAAAGAUCCAUGUUUGACAAUGCACCAACCUUGGGCUUCUUUGCUUGUUUAUGGUAUUAAACGUAUUGAAGGAAGAUCUUGGCCUGCUCCUAUUAGGGGUCGGCUUUGGAUUCAUGCUGCCAGUAAGGUCCCAGAUGUGGCUACAAUAAAAGCGAUGGAGGAAUUUUACAGGGAGAUAUAUGCCGUGGAUGGUGUGACUGAUCUCAAGUUUCCUGAGCAUUAUCCAGUUUCAAAGCUUAUAGGUUGUGUAGAAAUUGCUGGCUGUCUUAGACGUGAAGAGCUGGCAUCCUGGAAAGCAGUACCUAAAGGGGCGAGGCUGGAAGCACUGACAGAUUUCUGUUGGCUGUGUGAACAACCUCAGAAAUUGAUAGAUCCUCUAAAAAUGCGAGGUGAUCAGGGUGUCUAUAAUCUGGAAUGGAAGGUAGCUGAGGCUGCGGUUAUAAGUCUUCUUCCAGUGGAAAGUCCAUAUUCAAUAAAAUUUCCACUCCCAAAUCCAGCGAAUCUCUAUUCAUUAAGGCCAGGAUCCUUGCCUAAGGAUUUAUCUGAAAAUAAUGUUCUAGGAGCUGCGAUGUCACCAAGUUUAAUUGCAGCCAUAGAUGGUGCAAGAGCAGCAGCUACGUAGUAUACAAAAAAAGAUACUAAACCUCUAAAAGACACCCCGCAUGACAAUAAGAUUAUUUAUAAAGAACUGACAGAUAAGCUAAAAGGCGUCUCUGUGGAAGAGGAUAGUGGAAAAACUGGUUUUGACAUUGAUUCCAAUGGCAAGAGCGAAGGGAUGAGCAAAUCAGUUGACUUGAAGAAACAGAAGCAGCUAGGUUCAAAUUCCUCAAGUAGAUUAGACCAGCACUCUGCUGGUUCUUCUCUGAUUUUUUCUUCUGCCUUGAGGGGACUACGGCCAACCUGAAACUGUGAACAGGCACUUAGCAGGAAGCUUUGCUCAUUUAGGUAGACACAGGGGUCAUAGUUAUUGGCUACAGUUAAGCAACAACAGCAAUAAAAUGGUUAUAGGGUAUGAUUGUAUAUUGUUCUAUCAUCGGGAUAUAGAUAGUUUGUGUAUAUAUUUAGAUAUUUUGACAUGGAUGAUUCAAAGUUUCACCCAUUCUUAUUUUUUAGUUAUUCGGGAAUAAUCCCAAUAUUUCCUUUUAUAUUUAAUUAUUUUGGAGUACUUGAUAUUUGUAAGUCGAAUUGCAAUGCAGUUAGCACAAUGUCUUGUUUAUGUUGAAAUUCUUGCUUUAUUGAUUAUCUGUAAGAAUGAAAUUCAGAGAUUUGCUGUGCUUUCUAGAGAAAUACAGCUACAAUACUUGGUCAUAGAAAUAAUGUAGCACUA
This is a messenger RNA of Chenopodium quinoa (quinoa), 1649 nucleotides long. RefSeq names its product activating signal cointegrator 1-like. The transcript is spliced from 7 exons. Bases 291 to 944 code for a protein of 217 amino acids. The record is from RefSeq and is a predicted model, not a curated record. Gene Ontology annotation, cellular component: nucleus. Gene Ontology annotation, biological process: positive regulation of DNA-templated transcription. Gene Ontology annotation, molecular function: transcription coactivator activity. NCBI's taxonomy places the organism in Eukaryota, Viridiplantae, Streptophyta, Magnoliopsida, Caryophyllales, Amaranthaceae.